Molecule: messenger RNA, 1338 nt
Organism: Nasonia vitripennis (jewel wasp)
Lineage: Eukaryota; Metazoa; Arthropoda; Insecta; Hymenoptera; Pteromalidae
Product: mite allergen Der p 3-like
Exons: 4
Coding region: 175-1077 (300 amino acids)
Biological process (GO): proteolysis
Molecular function (GO): serine-type endopeptidase activity
Source: RefSeq, a predicted model, not a curated record
ACAACGAUGGUAUUACUUUAUAAUCUCUCUGUACACCAGUGUGUAUUGAGUUUGUUUAGGUAGAGCUUGGCAGCGUAUCUGAAUUAUUACGAUUUUCAGUAGUGUUUGCAGAGUCGAUAAUAAAUUUACGAGCAUAUAUUCUUUUUCAAGUCUACAAUAUCUUUUAUUUCGUAUAUGUUAGUCUCAACUAAAGCAAUGAACAGUUUGAUUUUCCUGUUUGUUUACCUCUACUUGUCAUCGACGUUCGACGGCAACCAUGUAUUAGCUCUUGACGUUGAGGGUAUCGUCGGAGGUGAUUUCGCCACUGAGGGCAUGUUUAAGUAUCAAGUAUCGGUACAAAAGGAUGGUGAAGGUACUUGUGGAGGUGGCAUAAUUGCUGAUCAAUACAUUCUGACGGCUGCUCACUGUGUCGUUAACGAGACAGGUGUGUUCGAAAACAAACCGUACAAAGUUGUCGCUGAUUCUGUGGAUUUAAGGACACCCGCAGGUAUGAAAGUGUCCGUAGAUAAAGCUUACGUUCCUAGCGGUUAUCGAUCUUCCGAAUCAGCUGAUGAUAUUGCGGUGUUGAAGUUAAAAGAAGGUCUUAAUUUAGAUGAAAAUCCAAACCUAAGCAAGUUAGAUCUGCCCUUAUCCAGCAAGACUGUAAACUAUACCGGGAAAACAGCUGUUAUCGUCGGCUAUGGAUACACCUGGGUCAAGACAUUAUUCAAUUUAUUUCAGCUAGAUGGCGGCUCCGAUUUUAAACUAAAAUAUGCCAAUGUUACCGUGAUCGGUAAGGAAGAAUGCGAACUAACAAAUUUUAACAUUACCAUGGACAUAGAUCAACAAGUUUGCGGACGGUUGUUUCAACGUGAUCCAGAACAUCCCGAGGGAAUAUGUUCGGGCGACAGUGGCAGUCCACUAGUAAUGAACAAUACAGUGAUUGGCGUCGUGAGCAGGGGUCCUCCGAGUUGCGAGGAAGACUUUAGCGCUGCCAAGUACACGAGAAUUUCAUUCUUCUUGAAAUUUAUUAAACAAGUUUUAGAAGGUAGAAUUGAUGACACAAUUCCGAUUUUUUGCGUUUCCCGAAGAAAGUGAAUCUACGUAAAAAGAUGACUAAUUGAUCAUUAAUUCCGUUAAGUGGAAAUUGAUUAUAUAUUAUUCUUAUUAUCGACUGAUCGCAACAGAUCAAUUAUUUAUUUCAAUGUUAUUAUGUAGUUGCUUGAACAAAAAAGAUAUAGUUAAUAAUAAGAAUUUCUAUUCAAUUAACUUAUCUCUUUUGGAAUCACGUCUAAAAUUAUAGAAAACAAAAGCACUUUCUCGCAUAUGAUAGCCGUGAUCCGUAAAUGAUUAAAUGGA